This is a messenger RNA of Effrenium voratum, 640 nucleotides long. The record is from the annotation of a GenBank genome assembly. NCBI's taxonomy places the organism in Eukaryota, Dinophyceae, Suessiales, Symbiodiniaceae.
AGACCUCUGGCUCAAAGAUUGCAAGGAGCUCCAGGCUGCAAAACUCACAAGAAAUCCAUGUCGACUAUCCUCGAUUGCUGUUCGCAAUCCAUGAGUGCCGAGCUGUCGAAAUGCCUCGCGAUCGGCCUCGGCGCGGUUUUGAUGGGCGCGAACGUCCUGCCGCGCUCUUUGCUCGCCCCUCUGGUGGCCGUUGGCGCUGUGCAGCUUUUCUCGCUGCAGACCGCCAUGAGGCUCCCGAAGGGCAAGCAGAUGGAGGCACCGUCUGCCUGGCAGAUGGUGCACUCCUGCCGCGACGCGGCGGCUCAGUGCCCCCGCGGUGUGCUGGCGCUGCCCUUGGUCGCGGCCUACCUGGCACUUGGCUUCACCUCUGCCAGCGACUACUUCUUCCUGCACUACGCCGUCAAGGCGGGCCUCGCCUUUGCGCUGGGCGGGCUCUGGGCUUUUGCCCCCGAGGACAAGGAGGAGGUGCCAGAGUUUCACUGGGAAGAUGACGCGUGUCCUUACAGCGCUGACUUCUGGGAGUUCAGUCAACCUGAAGAGCCAGAGGUGGAUCCCAAGGACUUGAUCGACGUCCUCUUCCUGCGCAAGCCCUGAGAUCUCUUUCGGGCGAAGCGCAAAAAAGCGGGAGCGAUUUUCUCAU